Messenger RNA from Lathyrus oleraceus (garden pea), 1450 nucleotides. Its product is annotated as putative glucose-6-phosphate 1-epimerase. Bases 310 to 1254 code for a protein of 314 amino acids. Gene Ontology annotation, molecular function: glucose-6-phosphate 1-epimerase activity; carbohydrate binding. Lineage: Eukaryota; Viridiplantae; Streptophyta; Magnoliopsida; Fabales; Fabaceae. Gene Ontology annotation, biological process: carbohydrate metabolic process. Gene Ontology annotation, cellular component: cytoplasm. The record is from RefSeq and is a predicted model, not a curated record. The transcript is spliced from 10 exons.
UAAAGUUUGAUUUUAUUUCCAAUUUUGUAAAAUAAAAAAAGUUAUAUUAUAUAUUUUUGAUUUCACUUUCGUUUUCAUCAUCUCUGAGAUUCGUCCUGAAUAUAAAAAAUGUGACUGUUAUUCUCUCUCAAUUCUCAACCAAAAGUUAUUUUGAUUCUUGUCUUUGGAUGUAUGAAUUUCUGAACCCAUUUGACAGAGUUUCUGCUUCAACAUUGCUAACGUGUGAACUGGAUUGAUUCCCCUUCGAUUCGAUCCCGGGCAUUGGCGUGUACUGAGAUCAAUAAAGCUUAUUAGUUUUUUUUUCCAUAGAUGGGGCAUUCUGCUGCUGUGUGGGACUUUAGAGCAGCAACUGAACUUACAAAGGACUGGAAUGGAAUUGAUCAAGUUGUACUAAGGACGCCACAAGGCGCUUCAGCACGGGUAAGCUUACAUGGAGCGCAGGUCACUUCGUGGCGUAAUGAGCACGGAGAAGAACUACUAUUCACAAGCAGCAAGACAGUUUCGUCGAAGGCACCGAAAGCAAUACGAGGAGGAAUUCCUAUAUGUUUUCCACAGUUCGGAAACUGUGGAUCACUGGAGCGACAUGGAUUUGCUAGAAACAGAAUGUGGUCAAUUGAUGAGAAUCCUCCUCCGUUGCCUCCAAAUGAUUCUCGUGGAAAAUCUUUUGUCGAUCUGCUACUCAAAUCAUCGGAAGAAGAUGUGAGAUAUUGGCCACACAGUUUCGAGUUCCGCCUUCGAGUGUGUCUUACGACAAACGGAGACCUAACCCUGAUAUCACGAAUCAGGAAUAUCAAUGGCAAGCCAUUUAGUUUCUCAUUCGCAUACCACACAUACUUAUUGGUUUCUGACAUCAGUGAGAUAAGGAUUGAAGGUCUUGAGACACUUGAUUACCUGGACAAUCUUUCCCAGAAAGAACGAUUUACAGAACAAGGAGAUGCGAUAACAUUUGAAUCCGAGGUGGAUCGUCUUUAUCUGAGCUCUCCAAACAUAAUUGCGGUUCUAGAUCAUGAGAGGAAACGGACAUUCAUUAUAAGAAAGGAAGGGCUGCCUGAUGUUGCUGUGUGGAAUCCGUGGGAGAAGAAGUCGAAGUCGAUGGUGGAUUUAGGCGAUGAGGAGUAUAAACAUAUGCUUUGUGUAGAUGGUGCAGUUAUAGAGAAACCUGUGAACUUGAAGCCUGGAGAGGAAUGGACAGGGAGGAUUCAACUGUCAGUUGUGGGAUCGAGUUUUUGUAGCGAUCGCCUGGGUUUUCGAUAGACGUGGUAUUUGAGAGGAUGGAAUUCUGCAAAAUCUAAUCUUGUUAUCAGAGUUUGUUACAUUUAGCAAUGUUAUAGAGUUUGUAGUAAGCAGUAGUGCUUUUUAGGAGUAUAAAGUUUUCUCGUGUGUUCUUCAUGCUACAAAAAGGAAAAGCCUAUGUUUUUUUUGGGUGAUAAUGGCUGUUAAAUUUCGGAUA